AAGGGCAAAGCCUCUUUAAAGACAAGAGUCCAUAUCGGCUUAAAUAAAGAAUUUUCAGAAAAGUUCUUUCUCAACCAAGGGCCUUAUUCGGAAGAAAAUGCUAGAAGUGACAAACGACAAGAUGAUGCUGUCACAUCAGUAUACUUCGCGGGCCCUUCGAGCUAUUGUGAGUACGAAGAUCGUGGCCUUCAUCCCGACCCUGACCCUGUUGAUCAAAUGAUCGAGAGUAGCUAUACAUCAGUUAGUGAUGGUAGCGUGCACUCAAAACAUAGCUUGUUUCAGCGCUGUCUGAAUAAGGAAAAUUCCAGCUUUAGUAAUCGUUCAUCGAACCAAAGGACGUCCAUGGCGCUCAAAGAUUCCAGGGAGUCUAUUCAUUCUAUGCAUGUUAGAAAGGAAUCGACAGCCUUAUUAAGCUCGAUCAAUGAUGAUUUGGCGCAAAGUCGUUUAACCAUAUCCCAGGACUUAUUGCCUGAGAAGUCGUUUGCGAACCUAUCUAACAAUGGAAUGUCGCCAAGUCCUUUACCAGGGCAUACAACAAUGGAUGUCCUUCAAAAUACAGCCAUUGUGCCUUCAUCGCAAGCACCAGCUUAUCCUCAGAUCACUCAGACCGAUCCAUGUAUCUAUACAAAUGAUACAUGUCAUGUAGAUCUCGUUGGAUCCGAACAGCCUCUCAUAGCAUUGGCACCAAGUCUCAACCAUAGGGUGCUGCCAAAUGGUGCUGUGUAUAGGUACUAUUCGCCCUUUCUGGAAGCAGCACAACCCAUUGAUAUGUAUAAUACGCCUUUAGAAGAAGUUGUAGAUGAUACCCAUGACAGACCAAUCUCAAAAGUAUUAUUUCAGUGGCGACCCCACCGACUCUAUUGAGAAAU
Messenger RNA from Lobosporangium transversale, 869 nucleotides. RefSeq lists its product as hypothetical. The coding region runs from base 217 to 864 and encodes 215 amino acids. The record is from RefSeq and is a predicted model, not a curated record. The transcript has 3 exons. Lineage: Eukaryota; Fungi; Mortierellomycota; Mortierellomycetes; Mortierellales; Mortierellaceae.